AUGUCCUUCUCUCAGUUCGGAUACCCCUACAGCACCAGUUCACAGUUUUUCGUGUCCGCCAGCCCCAGCACGACCUGCUGCGAGGCUGCCCCCCGCUCCGUGCCGGAUGCCUCCUCGGCGCCGGCCGCAUCCCUCUGCUGCGCCCCGUACGAGAGCCGGCUGCUGGCGCCCGGCCGCGCCGAGCUCAAUGCGGCGCUGGGCAUGUACGGAGCCCCGUACGCCGCCGGCCAGGGCUACGGCAACUACCUGCCCUACAGCGCCGAGCCCGCCGCACUCUACACUGCGCUGAACCCGCAGUAUGAAAUCAAGGACGGCGCCGGCACGCUGCACUCGGGAAUCGCGCAGCCCGCUGCCUACUACUCCUACGAUCAUUCCUUGGGGCAGUACCAGUACGACAGGUACGGGACGGUGGAUUUCAGUGGUUCGGCCAGACGCAAAAAUGCAACGCGAGAGACGACGAGCACCCUCAAGACCUGGUUGUACGAGCAUCGCAAAAACCCCUACCCCACCAAAGGAGAGAAAAUCAUGCUGGCCAUCAUCACCAAAAUGACCCUGACGCAAGUGUCCACUUGGUUUGCUAACGCCAGACGGAGGCUCAAGAAAGAAAACAAAAUGACCUGGUCUCCCAAGAACAAAGCGGGGGAUGAAAGGAAAGAAGAAAACCCGCGGGAAGAGGAAGAAUACGGCACGGAGAGCGAAGGCAGAGCAGAGCAGAAGAGCUGCAAGGAGGACAAGGAGCUGCGGUUCAGCGACCUGGACGACCUAGAGGAGGAGGAGGAGGAAGAGGAGGCGGGGAAGCCGGAGAAGGGCCGGGCCAGCUCCCUGCAGGAAGCCCACAGCCUCGGCGCGGCGCUGCCCGAGGGCUCGCGGAACGACUGCACUCUACCCGGCCCCUUCCGCGCUUUUCCCUGCGCCAAGGGCCCCGCUGCGGACUUCGCCCCCGCCGCCUUGCCCGGCCCGCAACCGCUCUACGCGCCAGCGGAGAAGCCGCGCAUCUGGUCGCUGGCGCGCACCGCCGGGGCCAGCGCGGCGCGCAGGGGCAGCCCCGAGGGCCGCGGCGCGGAGGGCGGCGGCUGUGCGGCGGGAGAGCUGCCCCUGCCCUCCAAGGCCUUCCGGACCUCCGCUUUCAACCUGCAGCCGCUCCCGCGGAGCUGCUCGUCCCACCGCGGGCUGGGGGAGCCGUGCCAGUAUGCGGCGGCGGGCGAAGGUACCCGCGGCGGCGGGGCCGCGGGGACGGGGGGGAUCGCGAUCCGGGACGGGACACAAGGCGCGGCGUGA
Messenger RNA from Apus apus (common swift), 1278 nucleotides. RefSeq names its product iroquois homeobox 6 (gene IRX6). The record is from RefSeq and is a predicted model, not a curated record. Gene Ontology annotation, molecular function: RNA polymerase II cis-regulatory region sequence-specific DNA binding; DNA-binding transcription factor activity, RNA polymerase II-specific. Lineage: Eukaryota; Metazoa; Chordata; Aves; Apodiformes; Apodidae. Gene Ontology annotation, cellular component: nucleus. The transcript has 5 exons. Gene Ontology annotation, biological process: neuron differentiation; cell development; regulation of transcription by RNA polymerase II. The coding region runs from base 1 to 1278 and encodes 425 amino acids.